Messenger RNA from Camelina sativa (false flax), 4362 nucleotides. Lineage: Eukaryota; Viridiplantae; Streptophyta; Magnoliopsida; Brassicales; Brassicaceae. The record is from RefSeq and is a predicted model, not a curated record.
UUUUAUUUUAUUCAUUACUCUUUUUUUUCUUCUUCUUCUUCUUCUUCUUCUUCUUCUUUCCCAAAAAAGUUGCAUCCUUUAGGAGAAAACAAAUCCUCAAAUUUUUUUUUCAUCUCAGAAACAAACCAGGAAGGAGAAGCAAGCAAAUCUCUUAGGGUUUUAAAAAUUUUGUUUCUCAGGUAACCAAAAUCUGUUUUUUCUCCUCUCUAACCAAAAAAAAACUAACCUGAAUAGAGAGAGAAAGAGAGAAUGAGAGUCUCUCUCUGUCUUUGUCUUUUCCAUUGACCUCGUUUUUUGUUUGGUCCCAAGAAGCUCUGCUCUGGUUUCGAGGGAAGUAUGCAUGGUUAACGAGGCGUCUUUGUGAUUUGAGAUUGAGAAAUUAGGGUUUAUGGAAGGCUUGGAUUUCGUGAAAAUGCUUGUCAAUUAAGACACUCAACCACAAGAAGGAGAUUUUUGAUUUUUUUGGAAAGUUCUCAACUUUGGAUUCAAUUUUGUUGAGGUCUGUGAUUGGGGAAAAAAAAAAAAACAAGGAAUGAUGUUAUCGGCAUCGCCCAACACACUAGCGAAAAGCUCGUUAGAGGAGAUGCUUGAGUCUCUUCGUCAAAAAGAUGAGUGUGAUCGUCUUCCUAAAGAUAUGCCACCGGCCCUUCCUUCUCGUCCUAAUUCAAGAGCGCGUCUUCCUUCUGCUCGCCGUUCGCUUCCUACCAAGUUUAAUGUUUCUACUGUCAUGGAAGAUCAGAACGGGAGUGUUGCUUCUGCGGCGGAAACUGAAUCGGAAAGGAAAGAGGAAGGUGGGAAGAGGAAAGAGAAGGAUUUGGGAGUUAAGAGGAAUAGUUUUGGAAGCAAGAAAAUGAGGACUGGUCUUAAGUCAGAGUCUCCUUAUGCAGCAGAGAAGGAAGAAGAGGUAGGUGUGAAGGUUAGUACUGUUCCUGUGGAGAACACGGAGGACCAUAAACCUGAGUGGAACAAUAACGUUGAGUACUUUAUUAAGAAGAAGCUUCGAGUUUGGUGUCGGGUUGCUAAUGGGCAGUGGCAACUGGGGAAGAUACAGUCUACUUCCGCUGAUUCGUCACUUGUUAUGUUGUCCACUGCAAAUGUUGUGAAAGUGUCUACUGAAGAGCUUUUUCCUGCAAACCCAGAUAUUUUGGAAGGUGUUGAAGACCUUAUACAGCUUAGUUAUUUAAAUGAACCAUCAGUUCUUUAUAACCUUCGUGUCAGAUAUUCACAAGAUGUGAUCUAUAGUAAAGCAGGGCCAGUACUGAUUGCAGUCAACCCGUUCAAGAAUGUCGAGAUUUAUGGAAAUGAUUUCAUCUCAGCUUAUCAGAAGAAGGCUGUGGAUGCUCCUCAUGUUUAUGCUGUGGCUGAUGCAGCUUAUGAUGAAAUGAUGAGAGAAGAGAAGAAUCAGUCUAUUAUUAUAAGUGGAGAAAGUGGAGCUGGGAAAACUGAGACAGCAAAAUUUGCAAUGCAGUACUUGGCAGCUCUUGGUGGAGGUAGCUGUGGAGUAGAGUAUGAAAUCCUAAAGACAACCUGCAUACUCGAAGCUUUUGGGAAUGCCAAAACAUCAAGAAAUGCUAACUCUAGCCGAUUCGGUAAACUCACCGAAAUUCAUUUUAGUGCAAUGGGAAAGAUAUGUGGAGCAAAACUUGAAACUUUUCUGCUAGAGAAGUCAAGAGUGGUUCAGCUGUUCAAUGGCGAACGAUCCUACCAUAUAUUUUAUGAGUUGUGUGCAGGUGCUUCGCCGAUUCUAAAAGAGAGACUGAAGCUUAAAACCGCAAGUGAGUAUACCUACCUGAGCCAGAGUGAUUGCUUGACCAUUGACGGUGUUGAUGAUGCUCAGAAAUUUCACAAACUACUGGAAGCAUUUGACAUUGUUCAAAUCCCUAAAGAGCAUCAAGAGCGUGCAUUUGCAUUGCUUGCUGCAGUGUUGUGGCUAGGGAAUGUAUCGUUCCGAGUUACUGACAAUGAAAAUCAUGUGGAGGUGGUAGCAGAUGAAGCUGUUACCAAUGCUGCUAUGUUAAUGGGCUGCAAGUCAGAAGAGCUUAUGGUGGUUUUGUCUACCCGUAAACUUCAAGCUGGUACGGAUUGCAUUGCUAAAAAACUGACGCUGCGGCAGGCAACUGACGUGAGGGAUGGAAUAGCAAAAUUUAUCUAUGCAAACCUUUUCGGCUGGCUUGUUGAGCAAAUAAACAUUGCACUUGAAGUCGGUAAAUCACGUACGGGAAGAUCUAUUAGCAUCCUUGAUAUAUAUGGGUUUGAAUCGUUUAAGAAUAAUAGCUUCGAACAAUUCUGUAUAAACUAUGCAAAUGAGAGAUUGCAACAACACUUCAACCGGCAUUUAUUCAAACUUGAACAAGAGGAAUAUGAAGAAGAUGGAAUUGAUUGGACUAAGGUCGAGUUUGUUGACAAUCAAGAGUGCUUAGAUCUAAUUGAGAAGAAACCCAUUGGUUUGUUGUCUCUACUAGACGAGGAAUCAAAUUUUCCAAAAGCAACUGAUUUGACCUUUGCCAACAAGCUCAAGCAACACUUGAAGACCAACUCUUGCUUCAAAGGAGAGAGAGGUCGAGCCUUCAGAGUUAAUCAUUAUGCUGGAGAGGUUCUCUAUGAUACAAAUGGGUUUUUGGAGAAGAACAGGGAUCCGUUGCCUGCUGAUCUUAUCAAUCUUUUAUCAUCAUGCGACUGCCAGUUGUUGAAAUUGUUUUUUACCAAAAUGCGUGACAAAUCUCAGAAGCCACUCAUGUUAUCGGACUCCACGAGCCAAACUGUUGGAACAAAGUUCAAGGGUCAACUUUUCAAGUUGAUGAGCACGUUAGAGAACACAAGUCCUCACUUCAUUCGAUGCAUAAAGCCGAAUUCGAAGCAGCUUCCCAGAGUUUAUGAAGAGGAUCUUGUCUUACAACAGCUUAGAUGUUGUGGCGUGUUGGAAGUUGUUAGAAUAUCAAGAUCUGGAUAUCCUACUCGUUUAACACAUCAAGAGUUUGCAGGAAGAUAUGGGUUCUUAUUGUCAGAUAAAAAUGUCUCUGAGGAUCCUCUGAGCGUAUCAAUCGCUGUUCUUAAACAAUAUGACGUUCAUCCUAAAAUGUAUCAAGUGGGUUAUACAAAACUGUACCUUCGAACUGGGCAAAUUGGUAUCUUUGAAGAUAGGAGAAAAAAAGUUCUUCAAGGCAUAGUGGGCUUACAAAAGCAUUUUCGUGGUCACUUGUCUCGUGAAUACUUCCAAAAUAUGAGGGCUGUAGCAUUGGUUCUUCAGUCAUAUGUACGAGGUGAAAAUGCCCGAAGAAAGUUUGAUGCUGAAGCAAAAAUCCAUGCAGAUUCUGAUUCUGAAACAAGCACAGAUGAGUUGACUGCAGUCAUACACUUGCAAUCUGCGGUUCGUGGAUGGUUGGCUCGCAAACGUUUUAAUAGUAUGCAAAGACAGAAAGAAUUACUCAAUGUGACGACGAAAUCAAAGAAGAAAGCAGGCAUGAGGAGUUCAGACGACAAGGAUAUUCCUCUGGAACAGUUCCAAGUCCAACCAAAAACUAUGUCUGAUCUCCAAAAGCGAGUAUUGAAAUCUGAAGCAGCUUUAGCGCAGAAGGAAGAAGAAAACACAGCAUUGAGAGAGCAGUUGAGGCAAUUUGAGGAGAGAUGGUCAGAGUAUGAAGUAAAGAUGAAGUCAAUGGAGGACACAUGGCAAAAGCAAAUGUCGUCAUUGCAGAUGAGUCUUGCCGCAGCUAGAAAGAGUCUAGCUGCAGAGAGCAUCACGGGUCAAGCAGGAGGACGACAAGACACAUCAAUAUCACCUUUCGGGUAUGAAUCAGAGGACACAAUGUCUACUGGAACUCCGGGAGUAAGAACUCCCACUACUAAGUUCACUAACGGAAACACUCCUGAGCUCAGAAUCAGAGAGCUUAACGGAAGUUUGAACGCGGUUAAUCAUCUCGCAAGAGAGUUUGAUCAAAGGAGACUCAAUUUCGAUGAAGAUGCAAGAGCUAUUGUGGAUGUGAAGCUUGGAGUUGGACCGCAGGCAACUCCAAACGGGCAGCAACAGCAACAUCCAGAAGAUGAAUUUAGGAGACUGAAGCAAAGAUUUGAGACAUGGAAGAAAGAUUACAAAGCUAGAUUAAGAGAUACCAAAGCAAGACUCCAUAGAGUAGAUGGUGAUAAAGGUCGUCACCGGAAAUGGUGGGGAAAAAGAGGCUAGGGUUGUUUAUUAGUGUGUGUGGAAUCUUCCAGUUAGCUUUGUAUUAGACUAUUAGUAUGUCGGAUUCAAAAUGUUAGAUUGAGAGCAAUGUAGAUUUUAGCUGCGAGACAUGUAUUGAUCGACUACUAUUGUGCAUAGCAGAUAGAGAUUUGUAAUUUGAGAGGAACAAGAAAGGUUAUGUU